This is a messenger RNA of Ipomoea triloba (trilobed morning glory), 1526 nucleotides long. RefSeq names its product cytochrome P450 87A3-like. The coding region runs from base 8 to 1477 and encodes 489 amino acids. The record is from RefSeq and is a predicted model, not a curated record. Gene Ontology annotation, biological process: sterol metabolic process. Lineage: Eukaryota; Viridiplantae; Streptophyta; Magnoliopsida; Solanales; Convolvulaceae. Gene Ontology annotation, molecular function: oxidoreductase activity, acting on paired donors, with incorporation or reduction of molecular oxygen; iron ion binding; monooxygenase activity. The transcript has 9 exons.
UGCAGCCAUGGAAAUUAUGCUCUCAUCAUCUAUCUUGGAUGAGCUAACCAAGAUGAAUAUUUCGGCCAUCGCCUACUCCACUCUCGCAUUGCUUGCCAUUUGGGUCGUGCAUUGGACUUACAGAUGGAGAAAUCCCAAAUGCAACAAUGGAGUCCUCCCUCCAGGCUCCAUGGGGCUGCCACUCAUAGGGGAGACUCUUCAGCUAACCAUCCCCAGCCCCUCUCUCGACCUCCACCCCUUCAUUAACACAAGGAUAAAACGAUAUGGAUCAAUAUUCAAAACGAGCAUCGCGGGCAGGCCUGUGGUGGUAUCAGCAGACCCAGAUUUCAACACUUUCCUUCUGAAACAUGAGAAGAAGUUGAUUGAGCCAUGGUCCAUGGACACAACUGCAAAAGUGUUUGGUCAGGAAUUGCAGAACUCCAAGAGGUAUACCAGGAAUAUAGCCCUCAACCAUUUCGGGGUCGAGGCCAUCAGGAAAUUAAAGCUCCUCCCUCAAAUGGAAACUUUCAUUAGGCUCGCCCUCCUUAAGUGGUCCACCCAAGACUCUAUUGAGCUCAAAACCACAGGAAUCAGUAUGACGGUUGAUUUCGCUUCAAACCAAAUAUUCAGUGGGGAUCUUGAAGAUUCAUCCUCCACAAUUGGUAACAUGUACAAGGACCUGCUUCAAGGACUAAUGUCCUUCCCAAUUAACCUCCCUGGGACUACUUACCAUAAAUGCAUGCAGGUUCAGAAGAAAGUUAACGAGGCGAUGAGGGAGGUGUUGAGGAAGAGGAUGAGUGGAAGAGGAGGAAGACAUCAAGAAGCAGAAGAUUUGCUGGAGCAUCUGAUCAAAGACAUGGAGAGCAUGGAAUUCUUGUCAGAGGAUUUCGCGGUUCAUUUGUUGUUUGGUCUGUUGUUUGUGGCGUCUGAUUCUGUGUCGACCGCACUGGCAUUCAUCUUCAAGUUGCUGGCAGAACAUCCUAAUGUCCUGGAGGAACUAACUGCUGAGCAUGAAACCAUUUUGAAGAACAGAGAGAAUCCAGAUGCCCCUCUCACUUGGGAAGAGUACAAGUCCAUGACAUUCACAUUGCAGGUUAUAAAUGAAAUCCUGAGGCUAGUGAAUACUGCUCCUGGACUUUUUCGUCGUGCCAUUACAGAUAUUCCUAUCAAUGGAUACACUAUUCCAUCAGGCUGGGUCAUCUUGAUUGCUGUGUCUGCUCUCCAUCUAAACCCUGAUACAUUUGAAGAUCCACUUGCAUUCAAUCCAUGGCGCUGGCAGAAAAUUGAUCAAAGUAGUGCUGCUAAGCAUUUCAUGCCAUUUGGGUAUGGAUUGAAGCAAUGUGCUGGUGCAGAAUAUGCUAGGGCGUUUUUGUCCUUCUUUAUACAUGUCUUGGUCACUAAUUACAAAUGGGAACGGGUGAAGAGAUGCAGAAUUGUGAGAGCUCCUAUCAUAAGAUUUCCAGAUGGAUUUCACUUCAAGAUCUCAAAGAAGACCUAAUUAUAUAUCAAGGAGUCUACCGCAUCAAAUCCUUAUACCAUGAACUAGG